AUGGCCAGAGAACCAGAGAAAGGUUUGUCUUUGAUUGGACUCAUUCUCGUCUGUGUUAAAAUGGUUGUUUCAGCCAAAACAGCUCCUGAAAUACCUACUAUUGAUCAGGCCUAUUCAAAACUCAGCAACAGUAUCACUGUAGAAUGGGCGUCAGUGCCGGGGGCCACCAGCUACCUGCUCACAGCCGAAGAUGGCGACACGGUUGUUGAAACCAUGGCGGCCAGUUCCCCAGGCACUGUGGCAGGGCUGAAGCCUGCAACCUUGUACCAAGUCACCGUCAGGUCCCUCAGUGCUGCCGGGAGAAGCCAGGCCUCUGCCCCAAAGCAGGCCAAGACAGUGUUGGCUGCGCCAAUUCUCGAAGUAAGCUCUCCAAGCCCAGAUUCAAUCCUCGUGCAGUGGGCAGCUGUGCACAUGGCAAUUGGAUUUUCCGUGUCCAUUAUGCAAGCCAACGGCUUGGGUAGAAUUUGGAAAGAGAAUACAACGAACACAUCCUUGACCUUCAGCAAUUUGGAGGCUGGGACUCUGUACACCGUGAAGGCCUAUGCCUGGAAUGCGAACGGAAUCCCUGGGGAUGACUCCACCUGCAAUCAGAGAACAAGUCCUCAUGCCCCUGCCGACAUUCGAGUCUCUUUUGACAGUGGCGCUCUGAGGGCAUCUGUUUCGUGGACUCCGACGGAAGGCGCUUUCAACUACACGGUGACGGCGUCCAGCAGCUCUUCCGAGCUCAGCUGCAGCUCAGCCGUCAGCUCCUGCAGCAUCUCUUCCCUGCUGUGCGGGACUGAAUACCUGAUUUCCGUUUUAGCAAGUAACGACGCAGGGUUUAGCAAGUCCUCUUCAGCAGUGAGCCUAAAGACUGUUGCUUGUGCACCUGGAAGAGUGACAAUCCAAGAAAACCCCCCUGGCCAUCUGUCUGUGGCUUGGUCCACUGUUGAUCUGGGCGAUUACUACGUGGCUUUUGUAAAGAGCGACGAUGGCUUGGAAGUACACUGCAACACAUCCCUCACCCAGUGCAACUUCUUGUCUGAGUGUGGUUUCACUUAUUUCAUCAGUGUUUUCGCCUAUAACAAGGCAGGACACAGUCCUUUGGGUGACGUAUUCAAUUACACCACAGCUCCCUGUUGUCCCAGGGACAUUAACCCUGUGUCAGUGUCUAGUGACAGAAUGGAGGUCAUAUGGUCUCCAGUCCGUGGCGCCGAGCUGUAUGAAACCAAGGCUGUGGCUGGGUACAACGUGGUAGAGUGCAAUGACACUGCUCCUGCCUGCACGCUCUCAGCUCUGGAGUGCGACACCAAGUACAAUGUCACAGUGUAUUCAUUCAGCGAAGUCCGGGGCAGCAAUAGGUCAUGCGCUUCCCGCUUUAUCACUACAGCUCCUUGCAGUCCUGAGAUAAAAAGUAUCUCAGAGGAUGCGUCUUCCACAAUCAGUGUGCGCUGGCGAGCCACUAAUGAAGAUGCCACUUACACGGUGACUGCCCAGGGGGAGAAGGGGCGCUACCGGUGCAGCAGCAAGGGAGAGGCCUGCAGCAUGGGGGGCCUGCCCUGCGGCUCUGUGUUCUCGGUCACCGCGGUGGCCGAAACGGAGGUGGGACGGAGCCAGCCCAGCUACAGUGUGCCCCUGGAAACAGUGCCAUGCUGUCCAGCUGGUCUGACAAUAACUCAGGUCACCCAGUCGGUAAUCAAUGUGAGCUGGACUUUUGACACAAUGGCCCAAACCUAUGUGACACUUCUGGAGUCACACACUGGACAGUCCAAGUGUCACACCCAUCAGAGUCACUGCCUCCUGGGAUGUAUCACAUGUGGCAUCAACUACACGGUGGCACUGAAAGCAGUUAGUGCCUCGGGGCUGACUUCAGACUGUGCCUACCGAAGUGAUUUCUCUAGUGCCUGCUGCCCUUUGGGGGUGAAAUUAUACAGGUUGGGCCCUAAUGGCAUCCGGAUCCACUGGCAGGUCUCCCGAGGAUCCGCCAAUUACAGCACCGACCUCUACGGCUCCAAAGGCAUCUUCACAUGUGCCCCAAGGGCCGGUCUCAGCUUCUGUGAUGUCACUGAGAUACCUUGUGGGGACGUUUAUACCGUGAUGGUCUCGCCAGUUGCCCAAACAGGACUGAAGCUCACCUUCUGUCCAAAAAAAAUAUACUCAGUAACCUGCUCUGGAAGUACACUUGGAAUGGUGAUUUACAGAGGGAAGAGCAAGGCCAAGUGA
Messenger RNA from Octodon degus (degu), 2202 nucleotides. RefSeq names its product fibronectin type III domain containing 7 (gene Fndc7). The coding region runs from base 1 to 2202 and encodes 733 amino acids. Gene Ontology annotation, molecular function: protein binding. The record is from RefSeq and is a predicted model, not a curated record. The transcript has 12 exons. Lineage: Eukaryota; Metazoa; Chordata; Mammalia; Rodentia; Octodontidae.